This is a messenger RNA of Cercopithifilaria johnstoni, 951 nucleotides long. The record is from the annotation of a GenBank genome assembly. NCBI's taxonomy places the organism in Eukaryota, Metazoa, Nematoda, Chromadorea, Rhabditida, Onchocercidae.
AUGGCAGCAAAAGAGCAGUGUAUAGCUGAAAACAAUGAUCUGAUAAUUUGUCAUCGCUACCGAUUAGUACAUAAAAUAGGCAAUGGUACCUUUGGAACAGUAUUGUUAGGAAUUGAUUUAUUCGAUCAUAGUGAAGUCGCCAUGAAACUGGAAACGAAAGCUAAAGACAACAGCAGAUUGUUGCAUGAAUAUCACAUUUAUAAAAAUUUCAAAGAAGAAAUAGGAUUUCCCGAAGUCCUAUGGUGUGGUAAUCAGGGUGAUUUCAAUAUAUUGGUAAUGGAACUGCUAGGUCCUUCAUUGGAAGAUCUGUUCAAUUUUUGCAGUCGUCUUUUUAGUCUAAAAACGGUUUUACUUCUAGCAGAUCAGCUGCUUUCAAGGUUGCAAGCACUGCAUUUGGCGGGCAUUAUUCAUCGAGAUGUCAAACCUGACAACUUUGCUAUGGGUCUUGGUGCAAAACAGAACAUCGUUCAUUUAAUAGAUAUGGGUCUGUGUAAGAAAUAUUUGAUCCCGGCAGAACCAGAAAUUCGAACAGAGAGUACGAAAAAAUAUUCGUUCUGUGGCACCAUACGUUUCGCCUCGCCAAAUGCUCACUGUGGUUUUGCGUUAAGUCGCAGGGACGAUUUGAUUUCGUUAGCAUACACUCUUAUCUACUUCCUCAAAGGUGAACUACCAUGGUUUAAAUACAAAACUCAUUCAAGAGAACAAUAUACUGAACUCGCCGGCCAUUUAAAAAACCGACUGACCGUUGAAGAACUCUGCAAUGGUUGCCCAGAAGAAUUCAAGACGUUUUUGAAGUAUUGUUAUGAACUGAAGAUCGAUGAAACUCCAGAUUAUGGACGAAUGAAGCAGAUCUUUUGGAUGUUGUUCGUCAAAAAACACUUUAUUUUUGACAAUUUAUUUGACUGGAAUCUUUACAGUAGCUAUGUUGGUCCUGUAGUGUUGUCACGUUAG